CUCAAUUUUAAUUUUUUUUUUCUUUUUGUCACAAGAACCGUCUUUUGACCAUCCCCUCCUUCUCCUCCCUCUCUUUCUUCUCUUGUUCCUCCCAUCUGCUCCAAUCUUUCCUCCUUCCAUCUCAUUAUAUUUUUAUAUCUCUGUAUCUAUAUGUUUCUCAGAUCCUUUCCAUAAAUGAUCCAUUUUCUUCUCCGCCAGCAAUGGUUUUCGAUCAAAACCUCUGAAAAGUAAAACUUCGCUUCCUUUCUCUGUUUUUUAUCUUCUCGGUCAACCAUGGGAGGGUGCUUCUCCACCAUCAAAGUCAGUGGCUCAAAUAGCAACAACACUGCCCCCGCCACCCCUGCCGACAAUCACAACCGAAAACAGAGCACAACAGCCGGGAAGCAAGAACAGAGACCCACCCACGGACCCAAUGAACCGCCCAAGAAGCAGGUUGUUCAUAAACCCAAAAACAAGCUCAACUCCAGGAGCCGGACGGGGGUCAUUCCCUGCGGAAAGCGGACCGAUUUCGGGUACGAUAAGAAUUUCGAUAAGCGGUACACGAUCGGGAAGUUGUUGGGUCACGGACAAUUUGGGUACACGUACGUUGCAACCGAUAGGGCAAAUGGGGAUCGAGUUGCGGUCAAGAGGAUUGAUAAGAACAAGAUGAUUCUACCUAUUGCUGUUGAGGAUGUUAAGCGAGAGGUCAGGAUAUUACAGGCCCUUGCAGGCCAUGAAAAUGUGGUCCACUUUUAUAAUGCCUGUGAAGAUGACUCUUAUGUGUAUAUAGUUAUGGAGUUAUGUGAAGGCGGUGAGUUGCUGGAUCGGAUUCUAGAGAAGAAGGACAGCCGUUACACUGAAAAGGAUGCCGCAGUAGUUGUAAGGCAGAUGCUCAAGGUUGCAGCUGAGUGUCAUUUACAUGGUCUGGUGCACCGUGACAUGAAACCUGAGAAUUUCCUUUUCAAGUCGAAAGCCUUAGACUCGCCUUUGAAGGCAACAGACUUUGGUUUGUCUGACUUCAUAAAACCAGGGAAGAAGUUUCAAGAUAUUGUUGGCAGUGCUUACUACGUUGCUCCUGAAGUAUUGAAACGCAAGUCAGGGCCUGAGUCAGAUGUUUGGAGUAUUGGUGUUAUUACCUACAUUUUGCUUUGCGGGAGACGUCCAUUUUGGGAUAAGACCGAAGAUGGUAUAUUUAAGGAGGUCUUAAGGAAGAAGCCUGAUUUUGGUCGCAAACCAUGGCCAAGCAUAAGUAACAGUGCUAAAGAUUUUGUUAAGAAGUUACUUGUGAAGGAUCCUCGGGCGAGGCUAACUGCUGCUCAGGCUCUAUCACACCCAUGGGUUAAAGAAGGAGGUGAUGCAUCAGAGAUUCCCAUCGAUAUAUCUGUUCUCAAUAACAUGCGCCAGUUCGUGAGAUAUAGUCGUUUGAAACAGUUUGCUCUAAGGGCAUUAGCUAGCACGCUUAAUCCUGAGGAGCUAUCUGAUCUCAAAGAUCAAUUUGAUGCAAUUGACAUGGAUAAGAAUGGUGCGAUUAGUCUCGAAGAAAUGAGACAGGCACUUGCUAAAGAUGUCCCUUGGAAAUUGAAAGAUUCGCGUGUCCUUGAGAUACUGGAAGCGAUUGACAGCAACACAGACGGGCUUGUGGACUUCACUGAGUUUGUCGCUGCUACUCUACAUGUGCAUCAAUUGGAGGAACAUGACUCACAGAAAUGGCAGCAGCGCUCACGGGCAGCUUUUGAGAAAUUCGACAUAGAUAGAGAUGGGUUUAUAACUCCAGAGGAACUUAGAAUGCACACGGGUUUAAAAGGUUCUAUAGAUCCACUUCUUGACGAGGCGGACAUUGACAAAGAUGGGAGGAUCAGCCUAUCAGAAUUCCGUAGACUUCUAAGAACUGCGAGCAUUACCUCAAGAACUGUGACUAGCUCACCUGGUCACCGGAAUGCUAGGAAGCUGUAGAUUGGAAGUAAGAGAGAGUAUGAAAGGUGUUCCGGUUUUCUAAUUCAUAACCAUCUGAACCACUCUUGAACUCAAGUAUUCAGCAAUUUUAUUCUUCAUAGGAUUGAUAUAAACGUUUCACUGAGACGUGUGAUGUUAGAGUUGGUGUGGAUCUAAAAGGUGGUGGCUCCGGCUCCGGCUCCGGCUACGGUGGUUGUUCUAAGUGUACAUCCUUUUGCAGAUGUUGGAGAUUUGUUGUUUGUGCCAUACAAUUUAUGAUGUGUGACAUAAAUAAAUUAUAAAGUAUGGCAGAUUACAACCAGAACGGGGUUCAUACGAUAUUCAAAAACUAGGGUUGGCUACGGAUUGGUUCGGUGCGGUUUUGAGUAAAACCAAAACCGAAAUUGAAAUUUGCGGUUUGGUUCGUUCGGUGUGUUUCAAAUAGUUUCGGUUUGGUUUUUAAGAAAAAAUGUACAAUUUGCAAUUUAACAUAUUAAUAAGCAUUUCCCAGUAGCAAUAGGAAA
This is a messenger RNA of Malus domestica (apple), 2435 nucleotides long. Its product is annotated as calcium-dependent protein kinase 28-like. The record is from RefSeq and is a predicted model, not a curated record. Gene Ontology annotation, cellular component: nucleus; cytoplasm. Gene Ontology annotation, molecular function: calcium-dependent protein serine/threonine kinase activity; ATP binding; calmodulin binding. Gene Ontology annotation, biological process: intracellular signal transduction; protein autophosphorylation; peptidyl-serine phosphorylation. Lineage: Eukaryota; Viridiplantae; Streptophyta; Magnoliopsida; Rosales; Rosaceae.